AGAUUUGGAGAUGCAGCUUUCUAGUUUGUCGCCGCCGUACUUUUAUCGCCAAUAUCCGCUACUUGGACGGUCCACAGAGUGCGAAGCAGAGCAAAGCAGCGGCGCCGACCUCAGCAUUGCCACCGACUUGCGGUCUCCUCUCCCUCUUGUAAACCCUUAUUCGAACCCUAAUAUCUCUAUCAUUCGGAAUCCACGCUGAUCAGAACCCUAAUGACCCGAUCGGGCCAGGAAUCGGUGGAGGGCCGAGAAAGAUGACGAGGAAGUGCUCGCAUUGCAGUCACAACGGGCAUAACUCCCGCACGUGUCCGAAUCGCGGCGUGAAGCUCUUCGGCGUCCGGCUCACGGAUGGCUCGAUCCGGAAGAGCGCGAGUAUGGGGAAUCUAUCGCUGUUUGCUGGAUCCGCUGCCGGCGGGUCGCCUGCCGAUGGGCCGGAGAUAGCCGGAGCAGCGGGUGAUGGAUACGCGUCGGAGGAUUUUGUUCAGGGGUCAUCUUCCAGUUGCCGUGAAAGAAAGAGAGGGGUGCCAUGGACUGAAGAUGAGCACCGACUCUUUUUACUUGGUUUGCAAAAGCUUGGCAAAGGGGAUUGGCGAGGCAUAUCGCGCAACUAUGUAAUAACAAGAACACCAACUCAAGUGGCCAGUCAUGCACAGAAAUAUUUCAUACGCCAAACUAAUGCAAGUAGAAGGAAGCGAAGGACCAGUCUCUUUGAUAUUGUACCUGAUGAAACUAUAGAACCUCAGUUCUUUCCCAUGAACUUUCAAGAACCCGAAACACAAGCCGCCGCCGGCAGUUCUACUCCGGCAAAUCCGCUUCUCGAGGAGGAAUGCGAGUCGAUGGAUUCUAAUAAUUACGUGGAAGAAGAAACAACUGCCAUCAGGCCAGAAGUUUCAGAACCACAAUGCAGCCAUCCAAUCAUGUACCCAGCCUAUUUCUCGCCAUUCUUUUCCCUCACACUUCCUCGGCUUGGUUGCGCCGAAGCUACUGUGGAAGAACAGGUUCAUGAAAUUGUGAAGCCAACUCCUGUACAUUCUAAAUCUCCCAUCAAUGUGGAUGAACUUCUGGGCAUUUCAAAACUGAGCAUAGGAGAAUCUGGCUCUGAAGAAGCCACUCCAUCUAUCUCAGUAAAUUUACUUGGAGGAUCAAGCAGGCAUUCUGCAUUUCAUGCUAAUACUACUGCCUAUCAGAAAACAGCAUAAUGCCUUCAAAGUAAAGGUUUGCCCGGAUAUUCAAACAGUUGGCUUCCUUACUUAGGCUUUGUUUGGGAUGACUUUCUUCCUGCUUCUUAAAGCAGCUUUUUAGUACAAAAAAUUUAAUUUUUUGUACUAGAAAUCCACUUUAAGAAGCAGUAAGAAAGCCGUCCUAAAUGAAACCUUCAUGAAAUAAGAGUCGAUAUCAUUUCUGGCUAGUAUUUGUAUGUAUUAUGUUUUUUUUAUUUAGGGGAGGAUUUGAAAAAAUUGUGAAAGUUUGCCAACUUAUCAUCAAUUCUUUCAAGUCAUGGAUGCUCUCCUUGUAAUGUAGUAAUUUGUAUACUUUGGAACCAUAUAUAUUAUCUUCAGCUUUGUUAUGGGCUCUUUGUAUUAAGGGUCUCUUUUGUGUGAAUCA
Messenger RNA from Dendrobium catenatum, 1602 nucleotides. Its product is annotated as transcription factor MYBS3. The transcript is spliced from 3 exons. Gene Ontology annotation, biological process: response to auxin; response to ethylene; response to gibberellin. Gene Ontology annotation, molecular function: DNA binding. Bases 252 to 1196 code for a protein of 314 amino acids. The record is from RefSeq and is a predicted model, not a curated record. NCBI's taxonomy places the organism in Eukaryota, Viridiplantae, Streptophyta, Magnoliopsida, Asparagales, Orchidaceae.